ACGAGCUCGACGCCGGGAUGGACACAAGCUCACCGCCAAAUCUCCUCUCAUCGUCUGCGGACGCACCUCAUCCAUCGCACUCGUCUUCUUUGCCUAGCCUCCACCUUCACCGUUCUCUUUAUAAGAUGGCUAACGCUCCUCAUGGUGGUGUUCUGAAGGACCUGGUGGCGAGGGACGAGCACCUGCGCGACAACCUCAAGGCCGAGGCACACACCCUCGCCGAUAUCAUCCUCACUGAGAGGCAACUAUGCGACCUCGAGCUGCUCAUGAACGGCGGCUUCAGCCCCCUCGAGGGCUUCAUGUCCGAGGCCGACUACAAGAAUGUGAUCGACAACCUCCGCCUCGCCGAUGGUUCUCUUUUCCCUAUGCCGAUCACCCUCGAUGUGUCUCGCGAGGACAUCGACCGUCUCUCUCUUGCGCCCGGAGCGCGCAUCGCUCUCCGUGAUCCCCGCGACGAGCAGGCUCUUGCUAUUAUUACCGUCGAGGAUGUGUACCGCCCCGAUCAGGUGAAGGAGGCCAUUGAGGUCUUCGGCGCGGAUGACCCCGCACACCCGGCCGUUUCCUACCUCCGCAACAAGGUCAAGGAGUACUACGUUGGCGGCAAGGUGCAGGCCAUCCAACCCCCGACGCACUUUGACUACGUCGCUUUGCGCUUCACCCCCGCCGAGCUCCGCGCACACUUCAAGAAGCUCGCAUGGCGCCGCGUCGUCGCUUUCCAGACCCGUAACCCCAUGCACCGCGCCCACCGUGAGCUCACCGUUCGCGCCGCCCGCCAACGCCAAGCGAACGUCCUCAUCCACCCCGUUGUCGGCCUUACCAAGCCUGGUGAUGUCGACCACUACACUCGCGUCCGUGUAUACGAGGCCAUCAUGGCCAAGUACCCCAACGGCAUGGGCCACCUCGCCCUCCUCCCCCUCGCGAUGCGUAUGGCGGGCCCGCGUGAGGCGGUCUGGCACGCGAUCAUCCGCAAGAACUUCGGCGCGACGCACUUCAUCGUCGGCCGCGACCACGCGGGCCCCGGGAAGAACUCUCAGGGCAAGGACUUCUACGGGCCCUAUGAUGCGCAGGACCUCGUCAUGAAGUACCACGAGGAGCUGCACAUCGAGAUGGUGCCGUUCCAGAUGAUGACGUACCUUCCGUCUACGGACGAGUACCAGCCCGUCGACGAGGUGCCGAAGGGCGUGCAGACCCUUGACAUCUCCGGCACCGAGCUCCGGAGGCGUCUCAAGACUGGCGCGCCCAUCCCCGACUGGUUCAGCUACGACGCUGUAGUCAAGACUCUUCGCGAGAGCUACCCUCCCCGUCCCAAGCAGGGCUUCGUCAUCUUCCUCACCGGCCUCCACGGCUCUGGCAAGGAAACCAUCGCAAAGGCUCUCCAAGUCACUCUCAACCAGCAGGGCGGACGUAGCGUCUCGCUCCUGCUCGGCGAUACCAUCCGUCCCGACCUUGAUACCCCCUUCUCUGCUACGGCUGAGGAGCACUCCAAAAACCUCCAGCGCGUCGCCUUCGUCGCUUCCGAGCUCGCGCGGGCAGGUGCGGCUGUCAUCCUUGCCCCGAACACAUACAAGCAGGCGGCACGGGAUGCCAUCAAGGACACGAUCCUCCACCAGGCGGGUCCCGGCGGCAACUUCUUCGGCGUGCACGUCGCGACGCCCCUCGAGCACUGCGAGGCGAACGACCGCAAGGGCGUAUACGCGCGUGCGCGUAAGGGCGAGAUCCGUGGCGUCCCCGGCGUUGACGAGGAGUUCGAGGAGUUCGAGCGGCCACAGCUCACCGUGGAUGUGUCGAGGCAGAACAUCCCCGAGAUCGUGCACAGCAUUGUUCUCCUCCUCGAGACGGAAUCACUGCUCUAGUGGCGAUACCCUCUCACCCACAUGUACUGGCAUAGCAUGGCUGUAUGCACCCGUCUGCUGGGGCAGCCUGCUCCUUUUCUUGUUUAGGCUCUAGAUUGCGACUUUUGUAUGUACGGCAUAGAGAAUCUGUGUACAUUUGUAGGGCGUGCACCUAAUAUAUAUGUAACGCACCAUGUCUAUCGCACAUCAAGCACCG
Messenger RNA from Trametes versicolor FP-101664 SS1, 2049 nucleotides. Its product is annotated as ATP-sulfurylase. The transcript is spliced from 9 exons. Gene Ontology annotation, molecular function: ATP binding; adenylylsulfate kinase activity; sulfate adenylyltransferase (ATP) activity. Gene Ontology annotation, biological process: sulfur amino acid metabolic process. Bases 126 to 1853 code for a protein of 575 amino acids. The record is from RefSeq and is a predicted model, not a curated record. NCBI's taxonomy places the organism in Eukaryota, Fungi, Basidiomycota, Agaricomycetes, Polyporales, Polyporaceae. Gene Ontology annotation, cellular component: cytoplasm.